CUGCAGUCGCUCGGGCGCCGCUUCGGGUGCGAACGGAGUUUUGCUGCUGCUGUCGCCCCGCCGGAGAAAAUGAGCCCCGUCUUGGCCUUGUGUUGCCUCCUGGGCCUCGCCGCCGCCGGCCCCGCCACCUAUUUCAGGGAGGAGUUCGGGGACGGAGAUGCGUGGACAAGCCGCUGGAUAGAGUCAAAGCACAAAUCAGACUACGGGAAAUUCAAGCUUACUGCUGGCAAAUUCUAUGGAGAUGCGGAGAAAGACCAAGGGCUCCAGACAAGCCAGGACGCUCGCUUUUACGCUUCAUCUGCCCGAUUCGAGCCUUUCAGCAAUCAGGACAAGACCCUGGUGGUGCAGUUCACAGUGAAACAUGAGCAGAACAUCGACUGCGGAGGCGGCUACGUGAAGCUGUUCCUGUCCAGCCUAAACCAGGAGGACAUGCACGGGGACUCGGAAUACAACAUCAUGUUCGGUCCUGAUAUCUGUGGCCCUGGAACUAAGAAAGUCCAUGUGAUCUUCAACUACAAAGGCAAAAACGUCUUGAUCAAUAAGGACAUCCGUUGCAAAGAUGAUGAAUUCACCCACCUCUACACCCUCAUUGUGCGGCCUGACAACACAUACGAGGUGAAGAUAGACAACAGCAAAGUGGAGUCUGGUAACUUGGAGGACGACUGGGAUUUCUUGCCCCCAAAGAAGAUUAAGGAUCCAGAGGCCAAGAAACCAGACGACUGGGACGAAAGGGCAAAGAUAGACGACCCGGAAGACACAAAGCCAGAGGACUGGGAUAAGCCAGAACAUAUCCCUGAUCCUGACGCCAAGAAGCCGGAGGACUGGGAUGAAGAGAUGGACGGGGAGUGGGAACCGCCAGUGAUCCAGAAUCCAGAGUACAAGGGAGAGUGGAAACCUCGUCAGAUCGACAACCCCAACUACAAAGGGAAAUGGAUCCAUCCGGAGAUAGAUAAUCCUGAAUAUACUCCAGAUUCCAGUCUGUACAAGUACGAUGACAUUUCUGUCAUUGGCUUGGACUUGUGGCAGGUUAAAUCUGGCACAAUCUUCGACAACUUCCUGAUCACAGAUGAUGAGAAAUACGCUGAAGAAGUUGGGAAAGAAACCUGGGGGGCCACUAAGGAUGCCGAGAAGAAAAUGAAGGAGCAGCAGGAUGAAGAACAGCGAAAGAAGCAGGAAGAGGAAGACAAGAAGAAGAAAGAGGAGGAAGGAGAAGACGAAGCGGAGGGCGAAGACAAUGAGGAGGAGGAAGACGACGAUGAGGAAGACGAAGAGAAGGAGGAAGAGGAGGACACAGAGGGCCCCGCAAAAGACGAGCUGUGAGGAGGAGGCGGCUCAGGUGUGCUUGUCACCUGUGCCCCACCCUGGGCCUGUGCCAGGCCGUUAGCUUGGUUGAACCCAACUAAGGAAAGGGAUAACAGUAAUGUCUCUAUGAGACACAAGAACUUUCUUUUUUUAUUGGUGUGUUUGUUUUGUCUUGGCCCCCUUCCCCAGACACCAUCAACUGUUCAUUCAUGUGUGUUAGAGGGGAAACUUUAAAAACCUGUAUCCUAAGAAGGCAAAUCAUAGGGACAGAAUCUUUUUGAGGACGCUGUGCCGUUGGCGUGGCAUUCCUUAACGUGGCCGCUCCUUUCACGGGAAGCUGCUACCUCCAGCGGCCUUCCAGGAAAGCAAAUGUGUGUUUCCCUUUUCGGAGCUUGCCUCAGCCCUCCUUUUCUGCCCAUCCUUCAAGUUGUGGAGAGCUCCGAGUGGUGGUUUUGUAUCUCUGUGGAUUAGGGAGGGGGGGAGACGGCCUCUUCUGAGUCUCGAAGAAGAUUUUAAAAGCAAGACACCGACAGUAUUCAGCCCUGUGGGAAAGAAGGCCAGUAGUCUUGGGAAUUCUAGGAAAGAGGAGCAGAAAAUGCCCCCUUCUCCCCCUCCCAGCUCCUUGCCAUUCAUUCAGUGCUUUUAUAAAAAGCAAAGGUGUAAAAAUCAAACGACCUUUUUUUUUUGCCCCAUUUUUACGGUCACUGUAGGAUAUUUCAUGAUGGUUAACUUUCCCUGUGUGGCGGGGGUGGGGGUGGGGACAUUGCAAAGCAGCAGCAAAGGGAUGUGGUGUAUGCUCUGGCUGCGGAAAGGACAAUAAAUGUUCUGUCUUGGUGAUGAGGAAAUGUUUCUGGGCAAGGAGCUGAGAAGGCUGCUGGAAGAGAGUAGGGAGUAAGAUCACUUGUUCACACUUGAAUGUAUGGGGGAAAAAAAGAAUUUCUAUUAAAUUAAACUUCAUGUCUGGCCCA
This is a messenger RNA of Heteronotia binoei (common prickly gecko), 2270 nucleotides long. RefSeq names its product calreticulin (gene CALR). Lineage: Eukaryota; Metazoa; Chordata; Lepidosauria; Squamata; Gekkonidae. Gene Ontology annotation, biological process: protein folding. Gene Ontology annotation, molecular function: calcium ion binding. The transcript has 9 exons. Gene Ontology annotation, cellular component: endoplasmic reticulum; endoplasmic reticulum membrane. The coding region runs from base 70 to 1320 and encodes 416 amino acids. The record is from RefSeq and is a predicted model, not a curated record.